Messenger RNA from Colletotrichum spaethianum, 1425 nucleotides. RefSeq names its product FAD-linked oxidoreductase ZEB1. Bases 1 to 1425 code for a protein of 474 amino acids. Gene Ontology annotation, molecular function: FAD binding; oxidoreductase activity. Lineage: Eukaryota; Fungi; Ascomycota; Sordariomycetes; Glomerellales; Glomerellaceae. The transcript is spliced from 2 exons. The record is from RefSeq and is a predicted model, not a curated record.
AUGCAAUCGUACUUCGCCAACCAGUCCUGCGACCCCUUCACUGACAGAGCUAUCCCUUGCACUCUCGGCAACUAUGUUAGCUAUGCUGUCGAUGUCCGCUGCACUGCAGAUGUUAGCAACGCUCUCAAGUUUGCUAAGGCUAACAACCUUCGUGUCGUUGUCCGCAACACUGGCCAUGACUUCCUUGGCCGAUCUACAGGUGCUGGUGCUCUGGCGAUUUGGACCAAUCACCUCAAGACCAUCGAUUUCACCACCUGGUCUGACAAGUACUACUCCGGUCCGGCCGUGAACGUGGGUGCCGGUGUCCUCGGAUACGAAAUUCUCGAAGCAGCCCAUGCCAAGGGGCUCAGUGUGGUGACUGGCGAGUGUGCUACCGUCGGUCUUGCUGGAGGCUUUAUUCAAGGUGGAGGUCACAGUGCUCUGUCUACCGAAUUUGGUCUCGGGGCUGAUCAGACGCUUGCCUUCCAAGUCGUCACCGCGGAUGGCAAGACCGUCGUGGCUUCGCCUUCUCAAAACGCUGAUCUUUACUGGGCUCUCAGUGGUGGCGGUGGGGGCACUUUCGGUGUCGUGACUGGUGUCACCGUCCGCGCCUACAAGGCGGAGACUGUUGGCGGAGCGGCCUUCCAGCUGCUUGCUGCGACGACCACGCCUGAGAAGUACAACGCUGCCAUCUCCAAGUUCCAUGAGCUGUUACCCAAUAUGACGGACCACGGCGCCUUCACUGUCUUCCUACACAACUCCCAGUUCUUCGUUGUCCGUCCUAUGACUGUUUGGAACUCGACUGCCGCUUACGUUCGAGACGUUGUUCUCGCCCCAUUCACCAGAGCGCUAGAAGAGAUCGGUAUCACCUUGCCAGUCGCUUAUAGUGAGCUCUCGUACCGCGAUCAUUACGACCGUUACAUGGGUCCUCUCCCUCAGGGUAACCUCGAGGUGACUCGUUACCAGUUCGGUGGACGCUUGAUCCCCCGCGAGGUCAUCGAGAACAACAGUGAAGAGUACCAAGAGGUCGUCAGGAACCUUACUGCCAACGGCGUUCUCCUCGCCGGCAGCACCGGUCAGUAUAAAAAGCCGGUCGGUGCCCCUGACAACUCGGUUCACCCCGCGUGGCGCAAUGCCGUCAUGCAGCUCCAGCUGAUCACCAACUGGGAUAACGCGGCGUCGUGGGACGACAUGGAGGCCGCGCAAAGACGCAUGACGGAGGAAUUCAUGCCUCUGAUCCAGUCCGUGACGCCGGGAAGCGGUUCUUAUAUGAAUGAGGCCGACUUCAGACAGCCGGAUUGGCAAAACGCCUUCUUUGGUGACAACUACGCAAAGUUGCUAUCCAUCAAGAAGAAGUGGGAUCCUGAAUCGCUUUUCUACGUGCUCAAGGGCGUGGGCAGCGAGGCGUGGAAUGUCGCACCUAAUGGGCAGAUGUGCCGUGCUUAA